AUGGUUGUCAACCAGGUAAUCUUAUCUACUUGAUCGUUACUUGCUCUGAUUUCAGUCAAUGGAGUCCUCGACGGGAGCUAACGUGGGAGAACCAUCUGUAUAUAACCUAAGCACGGCAGUCGAGCGUUCACCCGAUCUUAUUGUGGAAGACACGCAAGAUGAUAUCACGAGCAGCACCUGUGAUCCGGAGAAAUUCCAUGAGGUGUUUGGGGUAUAUCCGGCUAACUUGGAAAAAGAAAUUAAUGCUAUUGAAACCAAAAAAGAAGCAAGUCGAUAUUGCAGUUUUUUUGAUGUCAUGUGAAUCCUGUAGCUUCGAUUCUUCGUGGAAUGACGAAGCGAUUAUUCAUUUACACUUUGCAGGAGAAGACGCAACCAACUUGGUUGAAGCACGCUGAUCCCAAGCAGGCCGCCUUCUAUCAACUCAUCGAUGUUCCGGCCGAAUCUCGGCAUGAGGAACUGAACCCAAACACUUGGCGUCAUAAAUUAAUUACCAUGGCCAGAGGGUUUUCUGUAAGACGGUGUCAAUUUUAAGUUGACGGUAUUAUAUUUAUGUUUUAGAUCUGUUUCCAUUUAUGUUACACGCUUUGUCCCCCCAUUCCAUCUUUGAUUACCAAGAAGAUUGCUUUCUUUCCUCCAACCUCACCUUUUUACUUUUUCCGCAUAAAGAAUGAUGAUGGCAUUUAUGUCAAAGGGAAUGCCCGAGAUGCCUUUGGCAAGCAAGACGUUACUUUGGAGUUAUCCCCCCUUGAGGGAGAACACACCAGUGUUAUUGAAGGAGUCAGGGCUUUUUCUGCAGUUACCUCGAAGAACAAUUAUAUUGCCUGUGUUCGGAUCAAAUGCACCUUGAAACAUCGGCCACUAUCAUUGAAGAAAAAGGUAUGUUUUCUAUUACCGCAUGUUACAUAAUCUUUUUGUUAUGUAAAAUUCCGUUUCAGGUGAUCAUCUUCUGUCAACCUAACAGUUCUGACCUUGGUAUGUUCAUAUGGAAGAGAAAUACAGCUGGUCUUACCCUUGCCAAACUUGCUGAUCGCCUUGGCAUAGAUGUCGUCAGUUUUGAUUAUAGUGGAUUUGGAAUGUCGACGGGAUCUGCUAGCGAGGCCAAUGUUUAUGAGGAUGUAAAGGCCGUUUAUGAACAUGUCCGGAAGACAGAUCCUGAUAAGAAGGUGUGUUGUCAUUAACAAUAUCAUGAUAAGGAAUAAUUACAGAUUUUCUUGAUGGGACUCAGUUUGGGGACUGCUGCAUGUGUCCAUCAGGGAAUGCUGAAUCCCACAGCCCUUGCUGGGAUCAUCUUAUUGGCCCCGUUUACUUCCGGCGUAAGAGUUCUAAUGGCAACUCCAAAUAGGGCCAAACCUUAUAAGUUGGAUUCAUUCCGAAGGUAGGUUUUUAUUGUUACAACCUUUUAUUUCUUGAUUGGGCCCGUAUUUGUCUCAAAAGUUAUGUGAUGUAAAAAAGCCUGAGGUCGUAUACGUGUUGGGGACAAAAAAAGUCCUAUGCUUAUUUUUUAUGUUUUAGCUAUGAGAAGAUUAAGAGGAUUACAGUACCCGUUUUCAUUGCGCAUGGACUUUUGGAUGACGUCAUAGCCUACGAUCACGGUGUUGCGCUGCUCAGACAAUGCCAAAAGCCAGUACCCAUUCAACUCCCUCGCGAAGCGGAUCACACUACUGUUUUCACAGUCUCCGUAUCGAAGAAAAUCCUCAAUUUUGUGGCUAGAGAAGCUGACAAUUAUUCCUUGUAUUAUGAUAAAGAAGGAGUAAUUAAGGAACUGGAACAGGAAUUGAAGAAGAUUGCUGAUGGAAUCGAACAUACGAAGGCCUUCUCUGUCAAUCCAAGUAACUCUCAAUCCGCUGCUAGUCUCGACGAUUCCGAAGACAUUUCCCUUUUGGAAGAGGAAAUAGAAAAGUGAGUCGGGAGUGUGCUCGCUCUCUUGUUUUCUCUCACUGCGAGCGCUUUUAUGUAAAGAGAAACGAAGAGGAAGGAGAGUGUGGCCCUGUGGCGUAAUGGAUAACGCGUCGGACUUCGGAUCCGAAGAUUGCAGGUUCGAGUCCUGUCAGGGUCGAAUUUUUUUGUGCUCUUGAAUUUACAUAUACAAUGUGACAUAUACAAAGUUAAUAGUUCUCAAUUAUUUUUUUUGCAGGAUCGAAAGUAAUGAAGCGUUGUCGUUUCCGGAAGGAAGUAAUUCAACGUCUUUGAGAGUUUAUAAUCACGCCGAUCAUGUAAAAUCCCAAGCCCGAAUGCCCAAGGACCUGGUCGUGACUGCCAUUAAGUCGAGAUUCUCCCUGGCAGAGUGA
Messenger RNA from Bursaphelenchus xylophilus (pine wood nematode), 2288 nucleotides. The record is from the annotation of a GenBank genome assembly. NCBI's taxonomy places the organism in Eukaryota, Metazoa, Nematoda, Chromadorea, Rhabditida, Aphelenchoididae.